UCACACAUUAGCUGUCAAUAGACAAGCUACUUAACCUGAAAAUAUUUCACAUGAUAACAAGUAGUACUGAAUAAAUCAUAUUCUCUAAUAUUCGCUCUGUAAAGAUGACAUGUUGCACAGAGAAUGUAUUCUACCGAUCUUAUUACCAUUGGGACGAGAGUUUACAAGGCUUUCUAUAACCAGAUGAUGGGAGAACCAACAGGGUUGACCAACAGCGAAGCACGAGAGCUUUGUACAAACCCAGAUGAAGCAACAAAAGAUUUCAUCCUUUCUCAGGUCAUGUACCGUAUUAAGGACCCACGCAGAUCCUUACCAUUUUAUACGGAAGUGUUGGGAAUGCGAUUACUUCAAAAAUUGGAUUUUCCUGAAAUGAAGUUUUCUGUCUAUUUUCUUGGAUUUGAACGUGCUAGCGACAUACCAACCGACAGAAGGGAAUGUCUCGAAUGGACUUUUACCAGAAAAGCUGCUUUGGAACUCACUCAUAAUUGGGGUACAGAAACAGAUCCUGACGCGAAGUAUCACAACGGAAAUACAGACCCUAGAGGAUAUGGUCAUAUUGGACUCACGGUACCUGACGUGGAUGUAGCAUGUGAAAGGUUUGCUAGGCUCGGUGUGGAGUUUGUAAAGAAACCAAACGAGGGAAAGAUGAAAGGUCUUGCCUUCAUUAAAGAUCCCGAUGGUUAUUGGAUCGAAAUAUUGAGCGUAUCAAAUACUGUUGGUACGAUAAUGAACAACUAGUACAUACACAUUUAGUAAAAUCAAUGAGAAAAAUUCCUGUUAUAAUAUCUGCCAAUACACUAGUUUAGUGUAAUGUGUAUGUAUUUAGAGAUUAACAAUCAGUAUAACAUGUCUUUAAAACAUCAAAAUAAUUCUGUCCCUUAAGCUGCAGCAGACCAAAUAUAUUUUAAUGAUGUACAAUGUGUUGAAACGAUGAUGAAAAGAUAAUAUGUAAAAACAGAAUACUUACCUUUUAUACUAUAUACUAAUUGUUUUAUCUGUUACACUUAUAUUAUAACGAUGUACCUAAUACUUAUUGUAGCGUAUCUGCGUAUGUAUACUAUGCUAUUGCAAAAAAUAAAAUCAAAAUAUUU
Molecule: messenger RNA, 1091 nt
Organism: Diprion similis
Lineage: Eukaryota; Metazoa; Arthropoda; Insecta; Hymenoptera; Diprionidae
Product: lactoylglutathione lyase
Exons: 4
Coding region: 124-738 (204 amino acids)
Molecular function (GO): metal ion binding; lactoylglutathione lyase activity
Source: RefSeq, a predicted model, not a curated record